This is a messenger RNA of Engraulis encrasicolus (European anchovy), 2668 nucleotides long. It is a transcript of the gene traf1, whose product is annotated as TNF receptor-associated factor 1. Gene Ontology annotation, molecular function: zinc ion binding; tumor necrosis factor receptor binding. The coding region runs from base 577 to 2286 and encodes 569 amino acids. Lineage: Eukaryota; Metazoa; Chordata; Actinopteri; Clupeiformes; Engraulidae. The record is from RefSeq and is a predicted model, not a curated record. Gene Ontology annotation, cellular component: cytoplasmic side of plasma membrane. The transcript is spliced from 10 exons. Gene Ontology annotation, biological process: regulation of apoptotic process; protein K63-linked ubiquitination; tumor necrosis factor-mediated signaling pathway.
UUUCACGUCGCGAGAAUAACAUGGUCCUGGGGGGAAACAUUUUCUUCCGUUUAUUUUCCCGUUGUUAACACGUAAAUUGGAUUUGUAUUACGACCGGUAGCCAACAUCAGCGGCUCAUUCAAAGUAAACGAAACACCAUUAAGCCCGAAAGCACCUCAUAUACCAUGGUUGAACCGCGGGGACUUUCCAUUCCACUGCUCAGCAGAGAUGAGUCCGCGCGAGUGCAGUAGACCCCGACUUUAUUUCUCAGAAACUGACAAAGUAGCGUGCGUAACGGUGAGGUGAGACUGUUAAUUAGGGAUUUUGGGGGGUUACACUGACAUUUCUGACGACCCGAAGAACGACCUACCUGGGCUGUCAUUUUGAAGUAGCCAAUACCAAAAUUGUUAAAACGCUAUUUCCGGAAAGUUUGCAGGGGAAAUACGUCGUUGAUAGUUUCCAAACAAAGGGAAGACAUGGCUAAGUCCACGGUUUCCACUUAAGCACUGUCACAGCGCGACAUGUGGAACUAAACUCGCACCCGUGGAAUCGCACUGAGCAGACAAUAGCCUACAUCUUUAGAUAUCAUUGAAUGCAAUGGCCUCGAGAAAAGACGUUAAGGAGAGUUCCUCUAUACCGGAUGAAAACGAGUAUCCGUCCGGGUUUCCUCAGAGUAUUUGCGACCAGACUCCUCAUGAAAAGUACUUGUGUAGCAAUUGUAACAGCGUCCUGAAUAAAGCCCGCCAGACAUCCUGUGGCCACCGCUACUGCCUGGCCUGCGUCAACUGGCUGGUCAGGAAUAACAAAGCCCCUGUGUGUAAAAAGUGCAAAGAUGGUCCAGACGCUGAGAGUGAGGCGAGCAUACUAACACUGGAUAAUUCCUUUAGUGACGCGGCCAUCACCAAGGAGAUCCAGGAGCUGAAAGUUCACUGUGCCAACCAGGGCUGCCCAUGGAGGGGAGUACUCAGGGACUUUGAGGAGCACCAGAGCCAGUGUGAGUAUGCUCUGAUCCCCUGCAAUGUGGGCUGUGGCCACAUGGUGCUCAGGAAGGCUCUGGCCUCUCACCUGGAGAAGGGCUGCCCCAAAAACACCUCCACUUGCCCGGCCUGUGGCCAGACACACCCCCUCUCCGAGGUGCAUAAUUGCCAUCGCCAAGCCGAUAAGUCUGUGACCGCGGUGACAAGCCAGAAGAAUGGUAGAACUGCAGGCUCCAAGGAUAAGAAGUGCUGCCUGUACUCUGACGUGGGCUGUACUUUCAAGGGGUCCCCAGUGAAGAUCCAGGAACAUGAGAAGAGCAGCUACGUGUCCCACCUCCAGCUCCUGCUCAAGGCCCUGCGCUGCACGCCCUCUCCUCACCAAGCCUCCAUCCACCCCCGUCCACACUCCCAUCCAAACAACCACCAACUCCAGUCAAAGCCCCAACUCAACCCCCAGCCCUCCAACCACCAGCCCCUGGUCACCCAGCUGUGUACCCUGGGCCAGAGGCACCUGAUGCCCCUGCUGGAGACUGAUGGAGGUGAGGCUGCGGCUGGAGGGGCUAGAGCUGGAGAGGAGGACAUGUCCCUGGCCCACAGCCUGCGCGAGGACCAGGUGGCGGUGUCCGUGGGCCAGCGGCUGGAGGCUCUGCAGGAGCGUGUGUCGGUCUUCGAGAACAUCAUCUCCGUGUUGAACCGCGAGGUGGAGAAGGCACAGCACAACAUAGCCGCCAUGAGGCACGACGAGCAGGGCAACCAGACCAUGAUCCACUUCUUGCAGGCCAAGAUAGUGGAGCAGCAACAGAGGCUGCUGAUGAAGGAGGGAGUGAUUAGCGCCCUCCAGCUGCGGGUGAAUGCACUGCAGGAGGUCUCCUAUGAUGGCACUUUCCUCUGGAGGGUCGCCGACAUCAACAGCAAGCUGCAGGAGGCAGCCACGGGACAGAGGAGCAACCUAUACUCACCAGCCUUCUACACUUCCAGGUAUGGCUUCAAGGUGCGUCUGCGUGUGUACCUGAAUGGGGACGGUGUGGGGAAGGGGACACACAUCUCCCUCUUCUUCGUCAUCAUGAAGGGGGAGUACGACGCCCUGCUCAACUGGCCCUUCAGGCACAAGGUCACAUUCUUCCUCAUAGACCAGAACCAGAAAGAGCACGUUCUGGACGCAUUCCGGCCAGACCUGUCCUCGGCCUCCUUCCAGCGACCCGCGACGGACAUGAACGUGGCCAGCGGCUGCCCCUGCUUCUGCCCCCUGGCCAAGCUGAGCUCCACCAAGCACGCCUACUGCAGGGGGGACACCCUGUUCAUCAAGUGCGUCGUGGACACGUCCUCAUGAGUGGUGGCUUGACAACCAUGCAUGGCCGGAUUAACACACAUGCUAGAUAUGACCAGAGGCGAUUCUAAUGUUCUAAUGAGGAGUUGGACUGUAGAUCACAGGGUUGCAGGUUCAAUCCCCACCCUUACCAAUCCCUUUCUCCCUCCAUGGCUGAAGUGACAUUGAGCAGAUCACCUAACCCCACAUUGUUCCAAGGACUGUAACCAAUACCCUGUAAUAGGCCUAUCUGUAAAUCGCUUUGGAUGAAAGUGUCAGCCAAGUGUAAUGUAACUGUAGUAAUGUAAUAAUGUAAUGUGGCACACACAUUAUGUAACAGUGGAGCCUUUUUCUUAUUAUCUUGAUUUAGGACUUGAAGAGCUAUUAAAUCACUUUGGAAGUUUCA